ACAGAAAUACUUGAAGGGUUUGUGAAACUUGAAGGGUUCUGAAAUGGGUUGGGCUGAAUCAGAGAUGAGGUGCAAGAAGCACCCAAUGCACAGACGCACACCAGGUGUUUGUUCUUAUUGUCUCAGAGAGAGACUUAUUAAGCUCUCGAUUGCAAAUAAUGGUGGUAGAGGAGGAAUGGAAGAGGCAGCAGGUUCGUCUUGUUCUUCAUCGUUGUCUUCAUCGCCUUAUUCUUCAGGUGCAAGUUCUUCGGAUUCUUCUCCACUUCAUGAUCGUUUCGCUUAUUCGGAAGGGAGAGUUGGUUCUUCUGGGUUUUCCUUGAAGAGUCGAUCGGUGGUGGGGUUUGGGCCGAAAACGAGUAGGAGAAGAAGAGUUGAAGUGGAGGGUACGGAUGGGAAUAAGAAGAAAGGAGGGUUUUGGUCGAAGCUGUUACGUUCUACUGGGAAGAAGACCAAGAAGAUUUUGUUGCAUUCUAGUACUGUUAAAGAGAUUUCUUCUCAUAACAGGAUUUAUUGAUUUAUGUAAAUAUUGUUUGUUUGUUUGUUUGU
Molecule: messenger RNA, 546 nt
Organism: Telopea speciosissima
Lineage: Eukaryota; Viridiplantae; Streptophyta; Magnoliopsida; Proteales; Proteaceae
Exons: 1
Coding region: 44-514 (156 amino acids)
Source: RefSeq, a predicted model, not a curated record